Molecule: messenger RNA, 1059 nt
Organism: Geosmithia morbida
Lineage: Eukaryota; Fungi; Ascomycota; Sordariomycetes; Hypocreales; Bionectriaceae
Exons: 5
Coding region: 1-1059 (352 amino acids)
Molecular function (GO): FAD binding; D-amino-acid oxidase activity
Source: RefSeq, a predicted model, not a curated record
AUGAGCGACUCGAUUGUCAUUGUCGGCGCGGGCAUCAUCGGCCUCAACACGGCUCUGGUCCUCGCCGAGAGAGGACACGGCCGUCAUGUCACAGUCGUUGCCGAGUACCUGCCCGGAGACACGGCCGCGACGUACACAUCGCCAUGGGCGGGGUGCAAUUUCUCGGCAAUCUCGGGCACGGAUGCCAACGCUUUACGAUGGGAUCGCCUGGGCUACACACAGCUCAUGAAGACUGCAUCGGCCGACGGCGAGAGGGCUUCUGUCAAGCGCACCCCGGCAAUCGAAUAUUGGGAGGACCAUCUCGACACCAAGAAGAUCAAGGCCAUGUCGGCGUAUCUUGAGGACUUUGCCAUCUUGGCACCCAAGGAGCUCCCGGAGGGGAUCAAGAUUGGCAUAUCCUUUACCACCGUUACGGUGAACGCGCCCAAGUAUAUCGAGCACCUCUACCGGCGUCUCAAGAGUCAAUAUGGCGUCCGAUUCAGGCGCCAGAAGCUCAGCGGGAUCUCGUCGGCUUUUGCCAGCGAAGACACCAGAAUCGCCUUCAACUGCACGGGCCUGGCGGCCGGAACCCUGGCCGGUGUGGAGGACGCCAGAUGCUACCCCACCAGAGGUCAGAUCGUCCUCGCCAGAGCCCCGAGCGUUACGAAGACCACGAUGCGGCACGGAAAGGAGUUCGUGACGUACAUCAUCCCGCGCCCGGGGUCCAAUGGCAAUGUCGUCCUCGGCGGCUAUCUUCAGAAAGGUGUAGGCGAUGCCUCCACUUAUUCGUACGAGGUCCAGUCCAUCCUCGAGAGAACGAAGAGUCUAGAGGCUGAGCUGGCGAAGGAGGAGCCGGAAGUGCUCGCAGCCUUUGCCGGUCUGCGACCGUCGCGAGAGGGGGGAGCCCGGGUCGAGAAGGAGCGAGUGGUCGUCCAUGGCCGCGAGAGGAUGCUGGUACACGAUUACGGCGCAGGGGGUACCGGCUUCCAAGCCGGUUACGGGAUGGCGUCGGAUUCUGUAGAUCUCGUUGCUGAUCUGCUAUCCGGGUUGGCCGACGGCCGUACACGAGCCAAGCUGUAG